Molossus molossus (Pallas's mastiff bat) is the source of this 657-nucleotide messenger RNA. RefSeq names its product chibby family member 3 (gene CBY3). NCBI's taxonomy places the organism in Eukaryota, Metazoa, Chordata, Mammalia, Chiroptera, Molossidae. Bases 1 to 657 code for a protein of 218 amino acids. The transcript is spliced from 2 exons. The record is from RefSeq and is a predicted model, not a curated record.
AUGCAACCUCAAGGAACACCAAGGGUCCCAAGGCAAGGGUGCAGCCCUGGUCACCACUGUUCUCGCAGCUCCAUUCUGGGCACCCAUACACCUGCCGGGGCCCACCUGGCCCUCAACCUGGAGGCCUUCGGGUGCCCGACCUUGGACAACGCCAGCGGCCUAUGGGAGCAGCUGCGGCAGUUCUGGGCCAACCGCUUCUCGCGGCGCUUCUCGCCGCGGCGCCCGCCACUGCGCCAUAUCUCCUCCAUGUCCACCUUCUACCUGCUGGACCACUGCACGCGCCACGCAGAGCUGGGCCUCAGCUACGGGGCGCCGCGCACGCGCCUCAGCGACGAGGCUUUCGUGUUCCGCGGCGGCCGCUGGACAGCUGAGGGCCCGCUGGGGCGGUCGAGGCCGCCCCUGCACCCGCCGACCAUCUCCGGCUGGAAGGCGCAGGUGCAGCGCUUCAACAGCCAGGUGCUGCUGGAGGAGAACAACUACCUGAAGCUGCAGCAGGAGGUGCUCAUGGACAUGCUGACUGAGACCACCGCGCGCAUGCACCUUCUGGAGAAAAAGCCGGAGGGUGAAGCCAGCUCGGCGGCCCCGGCGCGCGCCUGGCAGACAAAACAGCGCAGGCGCGAGGGCGUGGGCAGCGUCCUUACGCUCAAACCCCGGUGA